GUUUAAGAAACGUUUUGCAACAGUAUAGGUGUAAUGAAUACACCCCAGGCCUCCUCUCUAGGCUCGCGUUUUGGCGAAGUUGUGACACAUUUGGUUUCCCUAACUUUAUGAAGCAGUGAUCUAUUCAUGUAACAGGAAUUUCAGUCUAAGCUUUUGUAACUUGAAUAGCAAUCCGGAUCAGGAGGAUAAUCUAUGAAUGACAACAAUAUGGAUUCUGAUGAAGUUCAACAAACAGGUUGGUGACAUUACAUAGAAAAACGGCAAUUUAUAUAAUUCCAGCUAAUAAUAAAACAUUGUUUCUCAAUUCAUCUCCUCAAGUGUCUAGUUUAAAAUGUAUUUAAAAAGUUUGUAGGCGAAUUCAACGAAUGAAAGUCCUACCACUACAGAUAUUAGAAAUGAGCUACAUUAAGGAAUGCACUUGUUGGUUGCCUAAAAAAAGUUGUUACAUUGUUAACAUGUUUUCAGUCUUACUCUGACAGCAAGUAUGUAAUGAGUUAAUUAAAUGAUUAAUUAUUUGUUAAUGCCCAAAUUGUAUUUACUGUUUGUUUGAUUGAUUUACUCAUUCAUUCGUUCUGUAGAUGGCAGCACAUCAGAAGAAUCAACAAGUAGUCCUAAUCAAAGGAUGACAAGAAAUCAGAUCCUCACAUUGAUAUCAAUCGCAUCUGUCAACUUCAGCUCAAUGAUUUGUUACUCUAUAUUGGGACCAUUCUUCCCCAAAGAGGUAUUGUUCAAUAGGCUACCAACCAUUUUACUUCUUCAUUGCUUGUGAGAUAUUGUUACAGGUUUUGGUUUUUCCGAUGCAUGUUUUGAGGUCGGACUUUAGCACGUAGGGCGCACCAAUUGGUGUCUUCUUCUAUUGUAUAUUGGCGAUCACACAAUAUAGUAGGUGGCGGGAUGGAAAGAGGAUUACAGAUUGGCGUCAUCUCGUUAGUCAGUAUGUGUUACACCUGUGCUGGUUGCCAUCUCGUUAGUGGGAAGGUGUUUCACCUGUGCUGGCCCAGGUGCUAUUUAAUAGUGGCUGGUACAGUGCUCCAAUUGUCUUGAGAGAUGUGGAGGGUCAACACCUUUAGUUGGCGCUCCCUAUUUGAUUUCUAGAAAAACAAUAAUUUAUCUGAUUUCGUUUUGCGCCACUUUUUUGGUUUGCUUCGCUUCAUAUCUUUAAGUUUGGUAUGGGGUUUUUGCUUUUAUUUGCCUCUUCUUGGGCAAACUUAGAAGGCGUUAAUGGUGGGUGUCUUUUAGGUUCCAGUUGUUGUUUCUAGUCAACUUGCAGUGGACACGCCCACGAGUGUCUUUCAGAACCCCUCCUAAAACCCUACCUGUUUUGGUUGUCAGCGACUCUUUGUUAGUUCCCCCUUCUGUUUGCCUUUUUUGGUUUUCUUGCUGCGGAACGUAACAAUAUACUAAACAGAGUUUAUGCAGAAUCAUGAUUUCUUUAUUCAGAUUAUAAAAUAAAUUGGCACAUGUUGAAAAAUUACUAAAUUAAUGUUUAGGAGUGCCAUAGUAAAGUACACUUCAUUUUAUUGGUUGGCUGUAAGAUACCAGUUCAGACUAGAUGUCAUGACUGACAUGUGGUUGUAUUUGUAUAAUGUGUUGGACACGAAAAGCCCCUAAACCUUAGGGCAAUGAUGUGUCAUACAAUGGAUACUCAGUCACAUCAACACAUGCAAACAUCAAAGCAGAAACUCGCUCCUGCAGGUUCAUGCUCUACAACAGGGCUCUCCAACCCUGUUCAUGGAGAGCUAAACCUCCUGUAGGUUUUCGCAACAACCCCAGUUGUAACUAACCUGAUUCAGCUCAUCAACCAGCUAAUUAUUAGAAUCAGGUGCGCUAGUGACACAGGUCCUAAUCCAGGCACUUCUCCUGUCUGGACUACUGCAACUCUCUGUUGGCUGGGCUCCACGCUUGUGCCAUCAAAACCCUGCAACUUAUCCAGAACGCCGCUGCCCGCCUGGUGUUCAACCUUCCCAAGUCAUCCCAGUCCUCCGCGCACUCCGCUGGCUUCCAGUCGAAUUUCAUAGCCACUACAAGACCAUGGUGCUUGCCUACGGAGCAGCAAGGGGAACUACUUUCAGGCUAUGCUCAAAGCCUGAACCCCAACCUGAGCUCUCCGUUCUGCCACCUCUGGUCUCUUGGUCCCCCCAACCCUACGGGAGGUUAACUCCCGCUCAGCCCAGUCAAAGCUCUUCUCUGUCCUGGCACCCCGAUGGUGGAAUGAACUUCCCCCUGAUGCUAGGACAGCGGAGUCCCUGCCCCAUCUGAAAUCCUUCCUCUCCAAAGAGCAUCUUAAAUAAUAUUUGUUUCCCUUCUAGCACUGACUUUGAUAGUACGUACAUUUUCCUCAAUGAAGUAGCUAUGAUUCAGAUAUGUUUUUGUCCCACCUAGCUAUUUUAAGAUGAAUGCACUAAGUGGCUCUGGAUAACUAUAAUAUAAUGUAUAUGUCAGAUAGGCUGUCCUGUGGACAUAUGCAUUUGAGUGACCAGAGUCUCUUGUGACUGACUGAAAUCUCUGUUAUAAGCCCUAAGCUAUAUUAUGGUGUAAACAUUUUUUUUAAAUAAAGUCACGACCACUGAUAUACCUGUGGAAAAGUGUCAUAAACGAAGAAAAAAAAACAGUGAUUUUCAAACACUGAGAUUCGUGGGGAGCAAGAAAUACCCUCCCUCUGGCUCGAAGCUCGUUGCAGUUUUUGAAAAUCAUUUUUUUAGGACCUACUUAUCGUUUUAACCACAGAUCAUAGAAAUGCGCUGUUUUCACACAUGUAGACUGGAGAUAAUGAAUAUGAGGUUGAAAAGUGGCGAAAUUGCUCUUUUUAAGAUCAUAGUUGAUCUAAUUGCUAAAGAUGAUCUAUAUGCUUUUGGGAAACUCAACCUAUAGAUGAGUGAACGUUGCUGACCUAAACAGCACUGAGUCAUGACUAUGAUAUAAAGUCAGCUGUUGUGACUGUUUUCCAAAGUAUUUUGUUUACGUGCCUUCGCUUUCCAAAAGGAAAACGACAUCUUGUACACAAUCAUAACUGAAGCUUUUUCACCAAGCUUUUUUUGUGUUUUGCAGUGUCUGUAUGUUUGAUGUUGUAAUGUAUUGAUAGAUACAGGAUAUUUACUGUAUGUAUAUUGUCUCUAUACAGGCCAUGGAAAAAGGAGCCAGUCAGACGGUCAUUGGCCUUAUAUUUGGCUGCUAUGCUCUGUGUAAUCUGAUGGGCUCCUUAGUAAUGGGUAAAUAUGUAAGUAUUUGGAAUAACUAGGCUAUAGUGCCUUAAGAAAGUAUUCAUACCUCUUGACUUCUUCCACAUUUUUGUUGUAUUACAACCUGAAUUCAAAAUGUAUUAAAUAUAUAUUUUUUACUCUCACGCAUCUACACACAAUACCCCAUAAUGACAAAGUCAAAACGUGUUUUUAGAAAUGUUUGCAAAUUUAUUGAAAAUGAAAUACAGAAAAAUCUCAUUUACAUAAGUAUUCACACCCCUGAGUCAAUACAUGUUAGAAUCACCUUUAGCAGUGAUCUUAGCUGUGAGUCUUUCUGAGUACCUCUCUAAUAAGAGCUUUCCACACCUGGAUUGUACAAUAUUUGUACAUUAUUCUUUUUUAAAUUCUUCAAGCUCUGUCAAGUAGGUUGUUGAUCAUUGCUAAACAGCCAUUUUCAAGUCUUGCCAUAGAUUUUCAAGCUGAUUUAAGUCUAAACUCGGUAACUAGGCCAUUCAGGAACAUUCCGUGUCAUCUUGGGAAGCAACUCCAGUGUAUAUUUGUUUUGUGUUUUAGGUUAUUGUCCUACUGAAAGAUGAAUUUGCCUCCCAGCACCCACUGAUAAAUCACAAUUUUAUAUAUUAUUUUGUUUAAUGGAGAAGAAGAUUUGCCCCAAACAUAACACUUUCUAUUCAGGACAUAAAGUUAAUUUCUUUGCCAAACUUUUUGCUGUUUUACUUAAGUGCCUAAUUGCUUUCAGGUUGUAUGUUUUUGAAUAUUUUGUUUCUGUACAGGCUUCCUUCUUUUCACUCUGUCAUUUAGGUUAGUAUUGUGGAGUAACUACAAUGUUGAUCCAUCCUGUUUUCUCCUAUCACAGCCAUUAAACUCUGUAACUGUUUUAAAGUCACCAUUGGCCUCAUGGUGAAACCCCUGAGUGGUUUCCUUCUUCUCCGGCAACUGAGUUAGGUAGGAUGCCUGUAUCUUUGUAGUGACUGGGUGUAUUGAUACACCAUCCAAAGUGUAAUUAAUAACUUCACCAUGGCCUCUCGAGUGGCGCAGCGGUCUAAGACUGAGGCGUCACUACAGACCCGGGUUCGAUCCCAGGCUGUGUCACAACCGGCCAUGACCGGGAGUCCCAUAGAACGGCGCACAAUUGGCCCAGCAUCAUCCGGAGGGUUUGGCCGGGGGGCUUUACUUGGCUCAUCGAGCUCUAGCGACUCCUAGUUGGACGGUGUUUCCUCCGACAGAUUGGUGCGGCUGGGUUCCAGGUUAAGCGGGCAGGUGUUAAGAAGCGCGGUUUGGCGGGUCAUGUUUGGGAGGACGCAUGACUCGACCUUCGCCUCUCCUGAGCCCGUUGGGGAGUUGCAGCGAUGACACAAGAUCGCAAUUGGAUAUCACAAAAUUGGGGAGAAAAUACAAACAAAUAUUUUUUUUUUAAAAAGUACAUAACUUCACCAUGCUCAAAGGGAUAUUCAAUGUCUGCAUUUUAAAGUUUUACUCAUUGACCAAUAGUUGCCCUUCUUUGCGAGGCAUUAGAAAACCUCCCUGGUCUUUGUGGUUGAAUCUGUGUUUGAAAUUCACUGCUCGACUGCGGGACCUCCCAGAUAGUUGUAUGUGUGGGGUACAGAUGAGGUAGUCAUUCACAAAUCAUGUUUAACACUAUUAUUGCACACCAAGUCCAUUUCUUCCUGCUGAAUUUAUUUAGGCUUGCCAUAACAAAGGGGUUGAAUACUUACUGACUCAAGACAUUUCAGCUUUUCAUUUUUAAUUAAUUAGUACAAAUGUCUCAACAUAAUUCCACUUUGACAUUAUGGGGUAUUAUGUUUAGGCCAGUGACACACAUUCUCAAUUUAAUCCAUUUUAAAUUCACAUGUUUAGGCCAGUAACACAACAAAAUGUGGAAUAAGUCAAGGGGUGUGAAUACUUUCACCCUGUUCCCUAUGUAGUGCACUACUUUUGAUCAUGUAGCAUAGGGCUCUGGUCAAAAGUAAUGUACUUCAUAGGGAAUAGGGUGCCAUUUGGAACGCAUCCUACGUGUAGUCAUCAGACUACUCUGCUUGCGAUAUGACUUUUCACAAACAUAACACAUGCUAUAUCUCUCCUUUCAGAUUGUCCAGAUCGGGGCAAAGUUCAUGCUAAUUUCAGGCUUAUUUGUGUCGUCAGUGUGCACCAUUCUCUUUGGGUGAGUGAGAUGGAUAGCGUUCUGCAAGCAUCACAUACUGUCUAUUGUGAUUAAUGGCAGGUGACUACCUAAACAAAUGAGUUAGUUAUCCAUCAACAGAUUCCAGGCAAAGUGCUCAUGGAAAGCACUUUUUUUAAGUGCCCUCCUAAAAUGUUUCCUCAACAUGGACAUAUACAUAUUUUAGUCUAAUUAUUUUCCUGUUCUUGUUUUGCAGCUUACUCGACAGAGUUCCUGACGGAGCUACUUUUAUUGCUCUGUGCUUUAUCAUAAGGUCUGUUGAUGCUGUGGGCUUCAGUGCUGCAAUGACCUCUUCUUUCGCAGUUUCAACAAAAGUUUUCCCAAACAAUAUAGCAACUGUUCUGGUGAGUUUAGUCAGCCAACCCUUGUGUAAGAGUCUGUCUGGUAUGUUAUGUGACGGAAUUAGACACCAUGUUCAAACACAAAAGCAUUAUGGUUGAGGUUGUUAAAAUGUUUUGUAUCCCAAGAGUUAUGCCCCAUUCGUCUUGCGGCUGUCUGAAAGCAUCUUUAGCAAUGAGCAUUGUGAUAAGUUCCUCUAUUUGGUCAUAAUAAUAAUAUGAUGAUGAUACAAUUGGAUUCUGUUCUGUUUGGAACUGGAACCCAUACAAACAACAUUCUUUCUUUUAAGGCAGAUCCUUCUAUUUAGUAAACAGAAGCCUGUGGGUACGAGGUUCAACUGCAUGUGCACAUUUACUAUGUUGAAUAUUGUGUUGUGUUUGUCUUCUUAGGGUAGUCUGGAGAUGUUUGCAGGGCUGGGUCUUAUACUGGGACCACCAAUAGGUGGAUGGUUGUAUCAGUCGUUUGGAUACAAAGUUCCGUUCAUGGCUCUGGGAUGCUUUCUUAUUCUCAUGGUCCCCUUCAACAUGUACAUCUUACCAAGCUUUGGUAACGGUUUAUUUAUGGUUUAUGAACUUUUAACUAAUAGUUAGCCAUCUAUAAGAUAGUUAUGAAUACAUUACGUCCCCCCCUUUAAAGAAAAAGGUGUUAACUUAAAGUGUGUAAAGUGUUAAACAUUUAGUUAUCUGAGUGUAAAAGAUACAUGUUGAGUCAAAUGUUUUCUCUCUUUGUCAUUAUGAAAUGAUUCCUGUGAUAAUGUUUCUUGUUAUUACAGUGAGGGGAAAAAAGUAUUUGAUCCCCUGCUGAUUUUGUACGUUUGCCCACUGACAAGGAAAUGAUCAGUCUAUAAUUUUAAUGGUAGGUUUAUUUGAACAGUGAGAGACAGAAUAACAACAACAAAAUCCAGAAAAACGCAUGUAAAAAAUGUUAUAAAUUGACUUGCAUUUUAAUGAGGGAAAUAAGUAUUUGACCCCCUCUCAAUCAGAAAGAUUUCUGGCUCCCAGGUGUCUUUUAUACAGGUAACGAGCUGAGAUUAGGAGCACACUCUUAAAGGGAGUGCUCCUAAUCUCAGCUUGUUACCUGUAUAAAAGAAACCUGUCCACAGAAGCAAUCAAUCAAUCAGAUUCCAAACUCUCCACCAUGGCCAAGACCAAAGAGCUCUCCAAGGAUGUCAGGGACAAGAUUGUAGACCUACACAAGGCUGGAAUGGGCUACAAGACCAUCGCCAAGCAGCUUAGUGAGAAGGUGACAACAGUUGGUGCGAUUAUUUGCAAAUGGAAGAAACACAAAAUAAUUGUCAAUCUCCCUCGGCCUGGGGCUCCAUGCAAGAUCUCACCUCGUGGAGUUGCAAUGAUCAUGAGAAUGGUGAGGAAUCAGCCCAGAACUACACGGGAGGAUCUUGUCAAUGAUCUCAAGGCAGCUGGGACCAUAGUCACCAAGAAAACAAUUGGUAACACACUACGCCGUGAAGGACUGAAAUCCUGCAGCGCCCGCAAGGUCCCCCUGCUCAAGAAAGCACAUAUACAGAGCCAUCUGAAGUUUGCCAAUGAACAUCUGAAUGAUUCAGAGGAGAACUGGGUGAAAGUGUUGUGGUCAGAUGAGACCAAAAUCGAGCUCUUUGGCAUCAACUCAACUCGCUGUGUUUGGAGGAGGAGGAAUGCUGCCUAUGACCUCAAGAACACCAUCCCCACCGUCAAACAUGGAGGUGGAAACAUUAUGCUUUGGGGGUGUUUUUCUGCUAAGGGGACAGGACAACUUCACCGCAUCAAAGGGACGAUGGACGGGGCCAUGUACCGUCAAAUCUUGGGUGAGAACCUCCUUCCCUCAGCCAGGGCAUUGAAAAUGGGUCGUGGAUGGGUAUUACAGCAUGACAAUGACCAAAACACACGGCCAAGGCAACAAAGGAGUGGCUCAAGAAGAAGCACAUUAAGGUCCUGGAGUGGCCUAGCCAGUCUCCAGACCUUAAUCCCAUAGAAAAUCUGUGGAGGGAGCUGAAGGUUCGAGUUGCCAAACUUCAGCCUCAACCUUAAUGACUUGGAGAAGAUCUGCAAAGAGGAGUGGAACAAAAUCCCUCCUGAGAUGUAUGCAAACCUGGUGGCCAACUACAAGAAACGUCUGACCUCUGUGAUUGCCAACAAGGUUUUUGCCACCAAGUACUAAGUCAUGUUUUGCAGAGGGGUCAAAUACUUAUUUCCCUCGUUAAAAUGCAAAUCAAUUUAUAACAUUUUUGACAUGCGUUUUUCUGGAUUUUGUUGUUGUUAUUCUGUCUCUCACUGUUCAAAUAAACCUACCAUUAAAAUUAUAGACUGAUCAUGUCUUUGUCAGUGGGAAAACGUACAAAAUCAGCAGGGGAUCAAAUCCUUUUUUCCCUCACUGUAUAUUACCCUGCUUGCUCCUCUGUUCAGCUGCUGAUCCUACCAAGGACUCCUUCUUCAGGCUGUUCACGCAUCUGAAGAUAGUCCUCAUAUGCUUUGCCAUAUUCACCCUGAGCUCUGGACUCGGCUUUCUGGAUGCAACCUUGUCCAUAUAUGCAAUUGAUACGGUAAAGCCAAGCAUACACCAGGGUUGAGGUGAAUUCCAUUUCAAUUCAGUUUACUUCCUGAAUGGACUGAAAUUCAAUUUACACCCAACCCUAGUAUACUUUAAAGCUUCAUAUUUGAGAAUAUAUUUGUCACAUUUCAAAAUAUGAUGGUUAUGUCCAGUAGGACGAACCUCAGUAACUUAACCUAUCUCUUUUGUUUCUCUAUGUAGUUUGACCUGUCUCCAGGUUAUGUGGGUCUUCUCUUCCUUGGUCUGUCGUUGCCUUACUGUCUGGCCUCACCUCUGCUUGGUAUCAUCAGUGACAGGUUUCCUGUCAGUACAGUUAACCCAACACUAUACUAUACUACACUAUACAACACUAUAAUAUACAACACUAUACUACACUACAUUGUUGGUUUGUUGGUUAACGGCUGCAUUGUUGGUUAAGGGCUUGUAAGUAAGCAUUUCACGGUAAGGUCUACACCUGUUUUAUUCAGCGCAUGUGACAAAUAACGUUUUAUUUGAUUUACACUCUACAACACUAUAUAACACUACACUAUACUAUACAGCACUAUAGUAUACUAUACAGCACUAUACUAUACAACACUAUGCUACACAACACUAUGCUAACAGUACACUGUACUAUACAACACUACACAACACAACACUGCUAUACUAUAUACCACAAUACUAUAUUACACAAUACUAUAUUCAACACAACACUAUGCUACACGAUACAGUACAACACUGUGCUAUACUAUACACCACAAUACUAUACUACACAAUACUACACUUAAGUGAUAAUGCCGGAGAAGCCGGUGUUUGGAGGAUAUAUUGGCAGGGGUGUUGUUUGUCGAGGGCCGGCAAACCGUGCCAAUAUAUCCUCCAAACACCGGCUUCAAGGGCAUUAUCAAUUUGUAUACAACUGGUUACCAACAUUUUCAAAUAAUGAUUGACAUAUUUUAAUUUAAAAAACGUUAUUUUGAUGAAUUUAUUCAUACUAUUUAAUCCUUCCACAAGAUAUAGUCCCGACACAAAUCUAGGGUUGCUACCCAAGCCGGCUGGUCGUUCGUUCUAUCCGUUCGGUUGCUAGAGACGCGACUCAGUCGUUCAGUCUUUUUGUUGUGUAUCUAUGGACGUGACCCAGUCGUUUGUUCUAAAUGUUCCAUUGCCAUAUUUGCUGGCAACAUUCUUAUCCCUUGCUUGCCAGCUAGCCAACUACGGCAAUUUACAGUCACUUCAAACAGUGCAGCCAGAAUAACUGCAAAGUAGCCGCAUUUGUUUAAACUGUUUUCUAGUGACAUUUAUCUGGAUGCAUCCAAAACAAUGAGUUAAUGAGGCGCGAUUUCGCAUGGCAUAGAAAAUGUGCUCUCUUGUUAGGACACUGUUGUUCAGAGGAGCUAGCCAACAACACAGCUAACACAAUCACUUCAAACUGAAGCUGGAAAGACUGCAAACUAGCUGCACUUCGUUUCGUUUUACCUUUUUCAAUUGACAUUUCUUUGUUUAUAUCCUUAACAAUGAUGCCAGCUGAUUCAUGAUUUCAACUGGCUGAGAAACGCUGCCUGCCUGUCUGUUUCGUCCCGACUCCCAACACGUACAUUACUAUGGGACAGCUGGAGAUCGAAUUUGAAUAUUGAAACAAUGUUGCAAAUGUUGGCGAGACAGAUAGCAAGGUUUAUACAAAUCUCCGCGGUUGAAAACUAAAUGUUAGUCUAAAAGAAAUGUGAGAUAAUGUCUAGAUGCUUUUUAUAAUGUAGAUCAAGUUUAUAACUUGCCUGGCAGGGCUGAUGAGACAGUGGAUUGUGCAAUCAAAUGGAACAGAGUAAAUAGGCAUUUUAAUGUCGGUGGUAACUUGUGAAAUAAACACCGGCAGGAAUGUGGUUUUAACCAAUCAGCAUUCAGGAUUAGACCCAACCAUUGUAUAAUACACUAUAUACAACACCAACCAAUACCAGUGGUGUAUUGUAGACACAACUUCUCUUUUAUACAUAUACUAUAAUGUGAUUUUACCUUCUGGUUGUGUUUGCAGUACACUAGGUCGUGGUUCAUGGUGCUAGGAGGCUUGUUUACAGCAACUGGCUUCUGGUUCUUAGGUCCUGUCCCCAUUCUGCAGAUACAGAGGUCAGCAUCUGUUAUUAUCAGUGUGAAGUGUACUACUUGUCCUGCUAUUACUACUAACAAGAAGCCAAUGUGAUACAAUAAUUAUACUUUUUUUUUUGUCUCUGUAGGCAGAUGUGGCUGGUGGUCUUCAUGCUGGGUGUCAUAGGAUUCUCUCUUAGCAUGACUGCCAUCCCCACGUUCCCUGAAAUACUUGAAUGUGCAUAGUGAGUUGACCAUUUACGUACACACCAUGGCACUUACGCACGCGCACAUAUACAAAUAUACUGUAUUUAUAAUGUCCAUUUUGACUUAGAAGAAUCGGUAUCAUCAUCAUGCAAGAGGUACAGAAUGCAAAAUAAUAUUUAUAAUUUUCCAAUGGCAGUGAAAUUGGAUUUGAGGAGGGUCUGAGCACUCUUGGACUGGUGUCAGGAUUGUUUGGAGCAGUGUGGUCCAUUGGGUGUGUACUUGCAGUGUUAUAUUAAGUCUCUGAGGCGCAAUUUGAGAGUUGGAGUUUGGAGAUAUGAAUUCUAAACAAAAGUAUGUUUUAUUUGUUCAGGAUGUUUUGUGGUCCAAUGCUCGGUGGCUUCAUCACACAACAGCUGAGCUUUGAGUGGGCUGCUUCUGUUCAAGGAGGCCUGGCCUUUCUAGCCGUAUGUAUAAUAACAAUAUAUGUAUUUUAUAUAACAGUUUUCAUUACAAUGAGAAUCUCAAAGACACUUUAAAAAAACAAAUAAAGAAACCAGAUAUAGGGUUGUGGCAGUUCCUGCACGAUGGUCUCCUACAGCUUCAGAUGAAUGGGCGAGGCAGUUCAGAAGGGCGGUUCAGAAGGGCAGUUCAAAAGGGCAGUUUGUGUAUUCUAUUAUGCACACUUGAAUACUGUCAGUCCUGCCUCGACACUCCUGACUCCUGACCCCUAUAAAUGGGUAACUCAAAUGUCUGUGCUAAAUUGCUUACUUGGACAUCAACACAUUGUUUAUGCUAGUUAGUAAGAGUAAUUUAGGUCACAUGGAUUAUUAUUACAGUUGAAGUCGGAAGUUUAGAUACACCUUAGCCAAAUACAUUUAAACUCAGUUUUUCACAAUUCCUGACAUUUAAUCCUAGUAAAAAUUCCCUGUUUUAGGUCAGUUAGGAUCACAACUUUAUUUUAAGAAUGUGAAAUGUCAGAAUAAUAGUAGAGAAUUAUUUAUUUCAGCUUUUAUUUCUUUAAUCACAUUCCCAGUUGGUCAGAAGUUUACAUACACUCAAUUAGUAUUUGGUAGCAUUACCUUUAAAUUGUUUAACUUGGGUCAAACAUUUCGGGUAGCCUUCGACAAGCUUCCCACAAUAAGUUGGGUGAAUUUUGGCCCAUUCCUCCUGACAGAGCUGGUGUAACUGAGUCAGGUUUGUAGGCCUCCUUGCUCGCACAUGCUUUUUCAGUUCUGCCUACACAUUUUCUAUAGGAUUGAGGUCAGGGCUUUGUGAUGGCCACUCCAAUACCUUGACUUUGUUGUCCUUAAGCCAUUUUGCCACAACUUUGGGAGUAUGCUUGGGGUCAUUGUCCAUUUGGGAGACCCAUUUGCGACCAAGCUUUAACUUCCUUACUGAUGUCUUGAGAUGUUGCUUCAAUAUAUCCACAUAAUUUUCUUUCCUCAUGAUGCCAUCUAUUUUGUGAAGUGCACCAGUCCCUCCUGCAGCAAAGCACCCCCACAGCAUGAUGCUGCCACCCCCGUGCUUCACGGUUGGGAUGGUGUUCUUCGGCUUGCAAGCCACCCCCUUUUUCCUCCAAACAUAACGAUGGUCAUUAUGGCCAAACAGUUCUAUUUUUGUUUCAUCAGACCAGAGGACAUUUCUCCAAAAGGUACGAUCUUUGUCCCCAUGUGCAGUUGCAAACCGUAGUCUGGCUUUUUUAUGGCGGUUUUGGAGCAGUGGCUUCUUCCUUGCUGAGCGGUCUUUCAGGUUAUGUCGAUAUAGGACUCGUUUUACUGUGGAUAUAGAUACCUUUGUACCUGUUUCCUCCAGCAUCUCUCACAAGGUCCUUUGCUGUUCUGGGAUUGAUUUGCACUUUUCGCACCAAAGUACGUUCAUCUCUAGGAGACAGAAUGCGUCUCCUUCCUGAGCAGUAUGACAGCUGCGUGGUCCUAUGGUGUUUAUACUUGCGUACUAUUGUUUGUACAGAUGAACGUGGUACCUUCAGGCAUUUGAAAAUUGCUCCCAAGGAUGAACCAAACUUGUGGAGGUCUACAAUUCUUUUUUCUGAGGUCUUGGCUGAUUUUCUUUUGAUUUCCCCAUGAUGUCAAGCAAAGAGGCACUGAGUUUGAAGGUAGGCCUUGAAAUACAUCCAUAGGUACACCUCCAAUUGACUCAAAUGAUGUCAAUUAGCCUGUUAGAAGCUUCUAAAGCCAUGACAUCAUUUUCUGGAAUUUUUCCAAGCUGUUUAAAGGCACAGUCAACUUAGUGUAUGUAAACUUCUGACCCACUGGAAUUGUGAUACAGUGAAUUAUAAGUGAAAUAAUAUGUCUGUAAACAAUUGUUGGAAAAAUUACUUGUCAUGCACAAAGUAGAUGUCCUAACCGACUUGCCAAAAUGAUAGUUUGUUAACAAGACAUUUGUGGAGUGGUUGAAAAACGAGUUUUAAUGACUCCAACCUAAGUGUAUGUAAACUUCCGACUUCAACUGUAUAUAUUUUUUUAUAUAUAUUUUUUUUUCCCACUGUGCUGUCUGAAUAUGACUGUUUCCUCUUCUCAGGCUUUCUUUCUUGGUGUAUAUUUUCUCUGUCAAAGAACACGACAAGAAAGGUAAUGAUUCUGUUUAUUUACAUAAACAAGUAGAAAAUAACUGUUGAGAAAGCCAUUUGAAAAGAGUAACAGGUUCGGAGAAAUUGGUAUUUGUGCCUGAAUUUGCUUUUAUUUGUUUGGACCUAAAGGGCUCCUCAGAUCCAGGGGACAAGACCUUCAGAUGAAAGUACCCAUCUUCUGACCUGAACAACGAUCAUCUACCAGGAACAAUAAUUUAAAAAAUUCUGCUGUGAGAAACUGGUCAAAUU
Messenger RNA from Coregonus sp. 'balchen', 13357 nucleotides. NCBI's taxonomy places the organism in Eukaryota, Metazoa, Chordata, Actinopteri, Salmoniformes, Salmonidae. The record is from the annotation of a GenBank genome assembly.